This is a messenger RNA of Amaranthus tricolor (Joseph's coat), 4801 nucleotides long. Its product is annotated as peamaclein-like. The record is from RefSeq and is a predicted model, not a curated record. Lineage: Eukaryota; Viridiplantae; Streptophyta; Magnoliopsida; Caryophyllales; Amaranthaceae. The transcript has 2 exons. The coding region runs from base 4133 to 4435 and encodes 100 amino acids.
CAGAGUUGGAUGGGUUGUUGGGUUGAAUCUACUCAUAUUGCAUUACGUGCAAUGCGCAGUAACCUAGUGAUUUACUCAUCAACCCCACUGGGCAGGAAAAUUUGAAAUUUUUAAGUCAAAAAAUCUAAAAAAUAAACUAAAUAAUUCAACUUUCAAACUUAUUCCAAAAGUAAGCGUGAAAUUUCCAAACAUGAGGUUUGGAGCUGUUCGCAGUUACUAACUGCGAACAGCUAUUUUGACCUGUUUUUGUGGAGCAUGUUGUUUCGCAGUUACUAACUGCGAACAGGUCAAAACAGGUCAAAUAGCUGUUCGCAGUUAGUAACUGCGACCAGCUAUUUUGUCUUUUUUGACCUGUUCGCAGUUACUAACUGCGAACAGCUCCAAACCUCAUGUUUGAAAAUUUCACGCUUACUUUUGGAAUAAAUUUGAAAGUUGGAUUAUUUGGUUCAUUUUUUUGAUUUUUUAACUUAAAGAUUUCAAAUUUUCCACUUGGCAGAGGCCAGUGACCCAGUACCAAUGACAUUAUCAUUAACAAUAAUGGAGAUGUGCUAAUGAGAUCACAUGGGUACAUUUUGGGUGGGUCAGAGUUCGGGUCGACAUGGCCCGUUGGUAUUAGUCAUGGUUUUUUCAUUGUACGGAAUGGCAGAGUUGAUGUACCCACAUACAACUUCAAACAAUAUCAAAUAUCUCAACUCACAUUUUAUUGUGGAACAAUCAACCGCAAAAACGUUGCCAUCUAAACUAGAGGUGGGAAAUAGACGAAUGAAUGAAAAUAUAAGCUUAUUAUAUAAAAAAAAAAUCUCAAAAUAAGUUUCAGAAAAUUUUAAUUUAUAAAUUAAGCGUCUAUAUGUCAAAACUAAGGUUAAAUAUGUUCGUUAUUACUAACAGCGAACAAAGAAACUCAUCAAAAAAAAGUUAAAAUUCUUUGUUCGCUGUUAAUACUUGACUAGCUAAAGAUUAAAUAUCGAGUUGGUUUAGCAUACAUUAAUUGGUGAGUGUUCAGUCCACCUUGAGUUCUUUCCAAAAUUAGCUAUGAGCAUAGUACAAUGCUAGCUGCUCGACAUAGCUCAGUUGUGCUCACAACAGCAAGCUUGUGCACAAGUACGGUAAUAAUUUGCUAAUUAUAACAUUAAAGUUUAGACCUUUUACGAAUAACAACCUUAAUAUUUUUUUUUUGCUAAUUACUACCUCCAAAAUAUAAAUAAAUACAGCAUUCAACUUGAAUCUUCUAUUCUUUGGUUUCCUAGAGCUUGCUUCUAAUAUAUUCACGAAUUAAUGAAUAAAUGUCGAGUUGGUUUAGCACACAUUAAUUGGUCAGCGUUUAUUCCACCUUGAGUUCUCUCCAUAAUCAGCUAUGAGCAUAGCUUAAUGCUAGCUUUGCGACAUAGCUUAGUUGUGCUCAUAGCAGCAAGAUUGUGCACAAGUAAUUUAUGAAUUCCAAUAUUAAAGUUUAGGGCUUUUGCGAAUUAUAUUCUCAUUUAUUUUUAUUUUUUUUUGGAGAUUUAAAGCAGCCAAAGUAUCAUUUUCUACCGCGUUCAGACCAAAUCACUUGAAUUUUCUAAUCUUUCGCUUCAUUGAACUUGCUUCUAAUACGUUCACAAAUUAAAGAAUAAACGUCGAGUUAGUUCAACGCUGUUAAUUGGUGAAUGUAAGGUCCACCUUGAGUUCUCGACAUAUAGCUCAGGUACGGUGUUUGCGUGGGAUACCGAAUACUUGAGCAUUGUAUCCUUGGUGUGGUAUCCGUAUUCUCAGUUUUGGCAUUAAAUUCAAUCACACUCAAGACUCAACCAACGGCGAAUAAGAUGAGAUGAGGACGACCACAACGUAUAAAUUAUCUAAAUCUGCAGAAUUCGUUAUAUUGUGUUGUCAUUUUACACACAUGUGAUUCUGCUCUCUAACCUUACGACCUGCUAUUACAUGAUUUGCACCCACCUUGAAAUUACACUUCCUUCAUCAUCCUCUUAUUUGGGUCCAUACUUCUAAAAAUGGUUAAGUUGAGUUGAACUUAUUGUCAAUUUCAGUAUAUAAUCGGAAAACAAGAGGUGCACACGCUUCAUAAAUUAAGGAGAUAUCAUCCCUAAAUCAUAUUACGAUGUGAGAAAAGACUCCAGUGACUUAUAAAAUAUGCACACUAUCUUUAAUCCACUGACGCGGGAAAAAUUAUUCCAACAAAAAUACAAACCAUUUCCUCGAUUUUUUUUAUUUAUGUGGAUUUUCUUCUUGUAGAUAUGAUUCAUUCAAUUGCUCUAUCAACACAAUUAGAAUCUAAGACAUGAAUUGUUUAGUUCAAAGUGAACAAAUUAUCAUCGUUCAUAUUAGUAUAAAGUUGUGUUUAUCGAAUUCAAGAAAUCAAGAGAUGUGCUAUGGCGCUACCAUAAAAUCUCAGACAUGUGCAUUAGAUAUUUCAUAUAAGCCUUGCUUGCGAUGGCGAAUCUAAGAUACUAAUAAAAAAUGUUGGAAUAGCCAUCCCCUCCGCUGGCUCCUUAUAAAACAAUGGAUUCUUUGAUAAUAUCUAUCAUACUUCUCAAGAAUCAAAUGUUCGUAAACAAGAUCUUCAUUACUUGUGUCGGUGCUAUUUUGUAAUACUUUGGGUGCAUUGGUAUUUGAUUGUUGACUAUAAGUAAUUGGCUAAAAUAAUUGGCUUGUUUAACCAGUUGAAAUAAAUACUAUUUUUUUUAGCUUUUGAGCUAGCUGAAAAAAUUAUCUAUUCAUGAAGACGUUUGGUAAAUUGGUUGUUGACAAUUUUCUUUUUUUACGUAAAACGAUCUUUAAGGACAUGAAUUAUUGUAUUGUCAUUUUGAAUUAGAUGUUUGGUAAUUGUUUGUUGUUUGACUAAGUUAAAAGUCAAAAGCUAAAGGCCAAAAGUCUAAAUACUAAGUGAAAAACAUUUACAUUAUGUUUUCAUAAAAAAUUAAAAGAGAAAAGAAAGAAAGGAAAAAGGUAGGAAAGAAAGAAAAAGGAAGGACAGGAGAAGAGUGGGAAAGGCUCUCUUAUUUUUUAAGAAAAGAAAGGGAGGAAAAAGAUAGAAAAUUUUAUUUUCCUUCAAAAUCUUUCCUCUUAUGAAUAGAUUUUAAUAUUAACAAAAUUAAGAGACUAAAUACUUUUAAAUCCCUACGCUUCAAGCUCCUCCUUUUUAUUUGCUAUUCAAACAAAAAUACUUUCAUUCCUCCAAAUCUUUUUUUUCUUUUUUAUCCAAACAAAACCUUAGCAAACAAGUGUUUGAAAUUUAUCAUUAACCGAUGAGGUCAAGUUAAUUAGUUACAUCCCCUAGGGGCCAGGGGUAACCUAAAAGCUUUUAGUAGCAGCAUUGCAACUAUCCACUAAUUAGUGUUAGGAUACAAAUACACAAUCAUACAAAAUUUAUAAAUAAAGAAUUGUCUUUACUAUCAUGCAACAUACAUGAUACAUUUGAGCCCUUCAAAAACAAGCAUCCAUCCAAAAUAGAAUUAAGUAUCAUUGUCCACUAUUAAUAAUGAGCGUCACUCAGAAUUUACACUAUAAAAUUUAAAUAUAUAAUGACGGUGUGAAUUUAAAGGAAUAGAGGAGUAGCUAGCUAACCACAAAAGUCAUCCCUAUAAGGAGGCAAAAGGCUCCUGUGUCUCCGAACCCAUCUAAAAAGUUAGAAAAAUAACACUUUGAUAUUUCCUCCGUUUUGAAAUAGUCGAUGCAUUACGGUUAUUAACACUAUUCAUCGUUUAAGUUUAUUUUAUAUGUUGCGUCUAAUGUGUAAGAAAAAAAUAGGCAAGUGGAAUCUGAUUUGAAUCGUCAAAUCACAUAUUUUUAUUAUAUUAAUUUUUAAAUGUACAUAGUAUAAUAUAUAAAUGAUCAAAAUAAUACAUUGAAGUGCGUAAAAAAUUAAAUGUAGCAAGUAUAUUAUAACGGUGAAAGUAUUUAAUAAUUAGAGCCUUAUGGGCAUAUAAUAAAGCAAUAUUAAGUAAUUAGGGGUCAAUAAUUAGUAUUUUGGCUGUGUCUCUGGGCCUUGGCUAGCCAUGACCUAUGUGUUUAACUUUUACCGUUUGCUCUUGGCUUUUUAUAUAUAUAUCCCCAUUGGUCAUUAUAAUGUGCCUAAAAUCUAGAAGUGCAGUUCUUAAACAUAAUAAUUAAGGUGUAGUUUCACAAAAAUAAUCAUAUAAUGAAGGUUGUUAUUGCAACAUUUUCAAUUGUUUUUAUUGUUCUUAUCUUCUCAUCGUUUGUUCCACCGUUAAUGGCUAUUAAUAAUGUUGAGGAUGCAGCAUUCAAGGCUAAACCAAAUGGGUUUUGUGGGUUCAAGUGUGCAGUGAGAUGCAGCAAAGCAGGACAUGAGAAUUGCAUGAAAUAUUGCCAAAUUUGCUGCCGGAAGUGCAACUGUGUUCCAUCAGGAACUUAUGGUAACAAGCAUGAAUGCCCUUGCUACAGAGACAUGAGGAACUCUAAGGGCAAACCUAAAUGCCCUUAAAAUUUAGAACUAUACUACUUCUUCCUACCCCCUUAAGAUUAUGUUAUGUAUUGUAUAUCUCCAUCCGAGACUCAGAAAUAUAAUAUCACAGGAGAAACUAUUUACGCGUAUGCACCGUAGUCGGUGUUUGGUAAUUGGUUGUCGAAUGGUUAAAUUGGUUUAUUUGAUCAACCGAUAGUAUUGUAAAAUGGGAUUUUCUUGGUGUUGGUAAUGUUUUGUGCAAGUGAUAUAUCACUCUCUUAUUAAAACUUCAAUUUAAUAGUAUCAAUACCAGAUCUCACAAGAGUACUACCAUGACCAUCGAUUAGUAAGGACAAAGCGGACUAUCGUCUAGGCCCUAAAAUUUUUAGGGUCUCAAACUUAUAU